Molecule: messenger RNA, 1041 nt
Organism: Arabidopsis lyrata subsp. lyrata
Lineage: Eukaryota; Viridiplantae; Streptophyta; Magnoliopsida; Brassicales; Brassicaceae
Product: CASP-like protein 1E1
Exons: 2
Coding region: 304-876 (190 amino acids)
Source: RefSeq, a predicted model, not a curated record
ACAUUAUCCGUAUACGUUCUUUCGUAAGCUGAGAUUCACUCUCACGCCACAUAAACUCAAAAAGCCACGUAAACAUCAUUACUAUCCAUCCACAACUUGAUGUGUGUUAAGUAAGACUAUUUCAAUAAAUAAAUAAAUAAAUAUAUAUAUAUAUAUAUAUAUAUAUAUAUACGCCUCUCUACUCACAUCUAGAGCAUGAGAAACUUAAAAAAAAAAACAAAAGAAACAAUAUUGGUUAUUUCUCUCUCUCAAUCUCGCUCUUUCUUCUCAUUUUGACUCUCUUCACUUCUUUUUGAUCCCUAAAUGGAACACGAGAGCAAGACCAAAAUGGAUGGGAUAGAGAUGGAGAAAGGAAAAAAAGAGAAUGGGUCGAGAAAAGGAGUUGAGAUAACGAUGAGAGUGCUGGCUUUGGUCCUAACAAUGGUAGCUGCGACAGUACUUGGUGUCGCAAAACAAACAGAGGUUGUACCGAUAAAGCUUAUUCCUACUUUGCCUCCUCUUAAUGUCGCUACAACCGCCAAAGCCUCUUACUUGUCUGCUUUUGUGUACAACAUUUGUGCAAACGCGAUAGCUUGCGGUUACACAGCGAUCUCGAUAAUGAUUGUAAUAAUCAGCAAAGGCAGAAGAAGCAAAUGUUUGUUAAUGGCAGUAUUGAUAGGAGAUCUUAUGAUGGUGGCUUUACUAUGUUCCAGCACCGGAGCCGCCGGAGCAAUCGGGCUAAUGGGUAGGCAUGGGAACAAACAUGUUAUGUGGAAGAAAGUUUGUGGAGUGUUUGGCAAAUUCUGUAACCAAGCUGCUGUUUCUGUUGCUAUCACUCUUAUUGCUUCAGUUGUGUUUAUGCUUCUUGUUGUUCUUGAUGCUUUGAAGCUUCCUUAAUUUCUUAAGUAAACCCUUUUAACCAGAAAAACACAGAACAAAUUUUCUUUCUUAAUUUGCAUGUUUCUAUUUCUUGUCGUUUUGUGUUAUGUGAAGUCAUUACUCAUUAUCAUCAAUUAUGUAAUUGUCUAUUUGUUUUUUUAACGUUUUAAAUUCCAUUGUCUA